Zasmidium cellare ATCC 36951 is the source of this 714-nucleotide messenger RNA. RefSeq lists its product as uncharacterized. The record is from RefSeq and is a predicted model, not a curated record. NCBI's taxonomy places the organism in Eukaryota, Fungi, Ascomycota, Dothideomycetes, Mycosphaerellales, Mycosphaerellaceae. The transcript has 2 exons. The coding region runs from base 1 to 714 and encodes 237 amino acids.
AUGACGAACUCCCCUUCAAAUCACACCGCCGGCCUUUCAGAGAAGGAAUACCAAGAGAAGAAAUCCAGCAUCAGCGUCAAGGUCCAAGAAAAGAUGCAUUCCCUCAGCCGUUCGAGCACUUCAAGCUCCUCCGAGAGCUUCGAAAUGAAGAACAUGCGCACCUCGGCCGAAUCUGUGAGGAGCAGGUCUCCCCCAAGGUCCUCUCCCAAGCCUUCAUCAUCAUCGACCUCGUCCAAGACCAGCAAACCCAAGGCCCGAGCACAGAGCACCACCUUCUCGGACUGUGGCCGACACAGCAAUCAAUGGCUCUUCGGCAACGUGAGCAUAACAGACUCGGUCAAGAGUCAUCAACGGAAGCGUAACAACUCUGGGUCAUCGCGCAUGGAAGAACAACGACCUUCAAAGUCAAGGAUCACGGAGCCUCAACCGGCAGAAAUACAGCCAACGGUGGUUGCAGGACCAAAACCGACAACCACUCCUAACGAUGAUGAGGACAACAUCAAACCCUUGUCACGAGAGACUGGCAGAUCCUUGACGGAAUCUACGACAGCAUCUGGUGAAACUACCUUUACGGCAGCCAGCUCGAGCAGCGGGUAUACUGCCAGUACGAAUACCAGCUAUUCGACGACACCGGCUGCUCAGCGCAAGGUUGGCCCAGGUGAACGAAUGAGACGAAUUUUCGGUGGUGUGCCGAAGCCAUCGGCCAGGAGAUGA